AGAAAAAGAACAUCUCAUUCAUAAAAAAAAAACACUUCAGAGAGAACACAGUAUGUUCUUAAUGAUUUCUAAUGCAGUAUGGAGGAUGCACUAGAACAAGGAAGUGUAUAAUAGCUCAUUGAUAGAGAUGUGGGUGAAUGAUGCUGAGUCAUAAUGGUGAACAGGGCGAUUCAGCACAUAGUCAGGACAGGAAGUGGACACCGUCUUUUGAAUUAUGCAUAGGCUGCACUCUGGGGAAGGAGGGGUGAUCAGGCUACUGAUGAAAUCUGUCCCAUACUGAGUUGCUGCAGUUUGCACUGAUAAAUACCAAAGAUCGCAACUUGUGUCCUUCCUCGUCUCUUCUGCGUCAGUGUCUUUUGUGAGUAUACCUCCAUAAAACAAGACAAUGAGAGUUGGAUGGGAUAAUCGUGCAGUGGUAGAGAGAAGUAUAUUCAUCAUGCGGGUGCUGCUGAGCUUGUUUCCUCUGCUCCUCAUUGUGUGGAACAGUGACAUCACUGAGGCUUUACCUGUACAGGACAAGCUAUCACACACCAAUGAGAUAUUGACCAAAGACCAAGCGGACUUGUUGAAGAAGAUGAUGACAGAUAUGGAAGAGCUGAAUCUCACUAGUAAAGAACUAGCAGAUCUUGACCCUGAUCUGCUGAAUGGCAAACUGGGAGAGAGGUCUGUUUUUGGACAGCCAAUCCCUAAAGAUAAAUCUCCUUGCAAGCUCUUCUUCUGGAAGACCUUCUCAUGUUAACACUGGAAAACAUACAGAACCCUGAUAUGUCUGUUAUGCCUUUACAGUUAACCAAUUUGUAACUAUAUAUUGCAAAAAAUGUAUAUGCAUCCCCUUGCUUCUACAGUUUUCGUAUUGUAAUUAUGUUAGUUUACUGUAGAAUGAAUAAUUAACAAUAACAAAAGUAUUUUUUGCAGUCUGUCACAGGUUAUUGUUUAAGAUGAAUCCCUACAAUCAUGACCAUUUUGUAUGACCACUUUGAACUGUUUGACAAAAUAAGGUGUAAUAAAAAUUCUCCAAAUCUCUUAUAGGAUUGACAUGCAAUAAUUGUAUAUACAUUU
This is a messenger RNA of Xyrauchen texanus (razorback sucker), 1059 nucleotides long. RefSeq names its product somatostatin-2-like. The transcript has 3 exons. Gene Ontology annotation, cellular component: extracellular region. Lineage: Eukaryota; Metazoa; Chordata; Actinopteri; Cypriniformes; Catostomidae. Gene Ontology annotation, molecular function: hormone activity. Gene Ontology annotation, biological process: regulation of cell migration. The coding region runs from base 386 to 739 and encodes 117 amino acids. The record is from RefSeq and is a predicted model, not a curated record.